CGAAUUUUCAACUUUUGAUGAAGCUCAUGCAUUUAUAGAAAAUUAUGCAGCACAAGCUCAAAUUGUUAUUAUCUUGAAAAAAUCGACUAAAAAUCCUGAUGGCAGUGGUUAUAGAAAAGCAUAUUUUGUCUGCGAAAAACAGGGGAAUUAUAAUGGAAGAAAGGAAGAUGGAUAUUCUACUAAGCGAAUAA
Molecule: messenger RNA, 191 nt
Organism: Racocetra fulgida
Lineage: Eukaryota; Fungi; Glomeromycota; Glomeromycetes; Diversisporales; Gigasporaceae
Source: the annotation of a GenBank genome assembly